Messenger RNA from Didymella exigua CBS 183.55, 300 nucleotides. RefSeq lists its product as uncharacterized. Lineage: Eukaryota; Fungi; Ascomycota; Dothideomycetes; Pleosporales; Didymellaceae. The annotation marks the transcript as partial. The transcript has a single exon. The record is from RefSeq and is a predicted model, not a curated record.
CCCAAACGCGCCCUGUUCUCUCUCAACGUCGAUUCACAAGCCGACCACAUCUACCAACGCAUCAAGGACCACUCCAAACCGGGCGAGAAGACGAGGGUCAUUGAAACUACAGGACCAACUGUCGGCCACACAGACCUCCAGUACCUCAGCAAACCGUUCGAAAAUCUCGUCAACCGCACCGUGCAAGGCGUCGAAGAAGAAACCGGCAAGAAACUCCACAGCGCAGAGAGAGAACUCACAUACUCCUCCCAACGCAGCACCGCGGGAACAAGCUCCAAACACACCGUGAAAGACUCGACC